Molecule: messenger RNA, 513 nt
Organism: Saprolegnia parasitica CBS 223.65
Lineage: Eukaryota; Oomycota; Saprolegniomycetes; Saprolegniales; Saprolegniaceae
Exons: 1
Coding region: 1-513 (170 amino acids)
Source: RefSeq, a predicted model, not a curated record
AUGGCCUCAAGCAAGCGCAAAAGCUACAACGACCCGUCGAUCCCGCCCGAGGUCCGCGAGCGCCGGCAAGUCUACGACCGCGAGGCCAAGCGCUGUGCGCGGCAGACGUACUUGACGGAAAUCGACGCGCUCAACACGACGAUCGUCGGGCUCACGCAAAAGCUCCACGCGCUCCGAGGCAGCAGCGCGCUGCCGUGGAAGGAGGUGGCUGAGGCCAUGGCGGCCAAUAGCGCGUCCAGCGCCUCGACCAACUCGCGGCUCCGGGGCCAGAUGGAGGAGCAACAGCAGAUCGCGCGCACGCUCUACGAGUGGGCCAAGCAGCACCUGCCGACCGAGAACGACGAGAUGCAAGACCUCGAGGCCAUGUGGCACGAGGUCGCGAGCCUCGCCGACAGCACCACGACCGGCCACGUGUGCCGCGAAAUCGGGUUUUCCGAGCUCCAGACGUUCUUCGACGGCUACGACAGUCAAGGCACAGAGCGCAUCUCGAGCCCACACUCGGAUGGCGGCUAG